Gongylonema pulchrum is the source of this 306-nucleotide messenger RNA. The record is from the annotation of a GenBank genome assembly. NCBI's taxonomy places the organism in Eukaryota, Metazoa, Nematoda, Chromadorea, Rhabditida, Gongylonematidae.
AUGAAAUACAACAAAACUGGUGGGCCGUACUGGAUUGGUGUUCGCAAGCUGUCCGGAACUUGGAUGGUACCAAUGUUGAACAAUGCUACUGCAGCACGCUACGGUUAUCAUCCAUUCGGAUAUCAACCAGCUGUCUAUACGAACUGGAGAUCGUCGCAACCGGAUGGUUGCUGUGGUCGUAAUGUUACCUGCGUGUUGGCAAAUCUCAAGAAUGGCUUCGGACAGUGGGAUGAUGCGUUCUGCGAUCGUGUCCGAACAUCCCCUGCUGGUGUUGUAUGCCAACGGUACGCUUAUCAGCCAGUGUGA